Messenger RNA from Bombus huntii, 3545 nucleotides. RefSeq names its product vam6/Vps39-like protein (gene Vps39). The coding region runs from base 208 to 2856 and encodes 882 amino acids. The transcript has 11 exons. Gene Ontology annotation, cellular component: membrane; cytoplasm. Lineage: Eukaryota; Metazoa; Arthropoda; Insecta; Hymenoptera; Apidae. The record is from RefSeq and is a predicted model, not a curated record. Gene Ontology annotation, molecular function: protein binding. Gene Ontology annotation, biological process: vesicle-mediated transport; endosomal vesicle fusion; autophagy.
UGCACCUAUACAUAGAAUUUUACUAUCUGCGUUGUUUAUCAAAGGAUUUGUACUAUAUUGUCUGAUCAUAGUCUGAGUUAGUUGUCAAACAUAUUCGAAUGUCAGCUGUACAUAUGUAAUCGAUUACUAAUGCUAAAAAAUUAAUUUUCUAAUUUCUGGAUUUGUAAAGAAAUUAGCAAUAAAAAAGUUUACUUCUUAAACGUCAAAAUGCACGACGCUUAUGAAGAAACCUUAAUAUUAAAUAUUUCUGUUCAAAUAGAAUCUAUGGCUGCGUACGAUGACAAUUUACUGAUUGGAACAAGAGAGGGUCAUCUUCUUAUGUAUAAUGUACCAUCUGUAUUAGAUGACAAUCACAAAUUAGAAUUGUUACGUCAUAGUAAAAACUUCAAUAAAAAGCGUAUCACUCAGAUAGAUGUUGUACCAGAGUAUAACUUGCUUAUAAUUUUAACAGAUAAUAUAGUAUGUAUUCAUGAUUUAAACUCUCCAAACUUUCAACAACUUUAUCAAUUACAAAAGACUCGUGGUGCCACAUUAUUUGCUUUAGAUAUAAAACCAAAUCAAAUCGUAAAUGGUGAAAAUCAAACAGUUGUGCACUUAUGUGUUGCUGUGAAACGUAAGCUACAAUUAUAUAACUCAAGAGGAAAAAAAUUUGAGACAUUUAAUGGUUUUGAAUUAACUGUGCCAGAUAUUCCACGUGAAUUAUGUUGGUGUGGUGAAACAUUAAUUUUGGGUUUUCGUGGAUUAUCAUACACAACUUUGAAUUUAAAUGGAAAAACCAAAGAAUUAUUUCCAACUGGAAAAUCUCCUGAACCAAGUGUUACAAAAUUGUCUGAUAAUUCCUUUGUACUAGGAAAAGACUCUCAAUCAUUUGUUAUGGAUACCAGAGGAGAACUGAUUCAACAUAAUCCAGUAAAAUGGUCUGAUACACCAAGUGCAUUAGCUUGGGAUGAUCCUUAUUUACUUGGAAUUGUUCAUGACAGAUUAGAAGUAUAUACUAUAGAGGGUUGUCUGCAUAUUCAAACAAUAAAAGAUCUAAACAAAGCUAGGCUUAUAUACAGAUGCAAACAAGGGAAAGUUUUUGUAGCAUCAAUUAGUCAUGUUUGGUGUGUGAGAGCAGUUGAUGUAACACAUCAAAUUAGAACAUUACUAGAGCAAACUCAGUUUCAGUUAGCAAUAAAAUUAACUAGCUUAUCCGAUAUAACAGAAGAAGAAAAACAUAAACAAAUAUAUAAAAUUCAAACAUUGUAUGCUCAUCAUCUGUUUCGUAACAAAAGAUUUCAAGAAGCAAUGGAUCAGUUCUUAAAAAUAGGAACAGAUCCUUAUGAAGUGAUAAUGUUAUUUCCUGAUUUAGUUACACCAUCUAGCAGUAAUCCUGAAGUCAGUGAUCCAACUUUGCCUAAGCUCCAAGACCAUGAUUUAGAAAAAGGUCUACGUGCAUUAAUAAUUUUUCUUACUGAAGUUAGAUAUAAGUUAAUGGGCGGUAAUGCAAAAUCCAAGGAUAAGGAUAACAAUGAGGAAAAAUCUGUAGUGAAUGGAAAAAAGAAUAUGACAGCAGUAGCUACAGAACAAUUAUUAAAGAUUAUAGACACAACUCUGUUAAAAUGUUAUCUACAGACUACUGAUGCAUUGGUAGCACCAUUACUCAGAUUAAAUCAUUGUCAUUUAGCAGAAGCUGAAAAAACUUUAUUAAUGCAUCAAAAAUAUCCUGAACUUAUUAUAUUAUAUCAAACCAAGGGACAACAUAGAAAAGCAUUGGAGCUUCUGGAAAAGCAUGCAAAAGAGAAUGAUUCUAGUCUAAAAGGCACUGCGAGAACGAUACAAUAUUUGCAGCAACUUGGUAAAGAUCAUAUGGAUUUAAUUUUGAAGUUUGCUGGUUGGGUUUUGAAUGAAGAUCCAGAACAAGGACUUCGAAUUUUCAUGGAAGAUAUGCAGCAAGUUGAACUAUUACCAAGACCGAAGGUAUUGGAUUAUCUUCUAUGUCAUCACAAAGAUUUAGUGAUAACAUAUUUGGAAUAUGUAGUACAUGUUUGGGAAGAUACUAAUCCUUUGUUCCAUAAUGUUUUAAUACAUCAAUACAAAGAAAAAUGUUUAGCGUGUAUGAGUGAAAAUGCUACACCAGCCGAAAAACAAACAGCCCAACAUAUAAGACAAAAAUUGCAACAGUUUUUAGAAAAAUCUACGCAUUAUACUCCUGAAACGAUAUUAGUACAUUUUCCAUUUGAUAAUUUGUUCGAGGAGCGUGCUAUUAUUCUUGGAAGACUUGGACGUCAUCAGCAAGCUAUUUCAAUAUAUAUUAGUCUUCUUAAUGAUAUAGCAAAAGCAACUGAGUAUUGUUAUAACGUAUAUACUAGAUAUCAAAAUCAAGAAAUUGUAGAUAAACAAAAACAAUCCGAUGGAGCUGAUGAAGUCUAUGUAAUGCUUAUUCAACAAUUGUUGAAACCCGACGAUAAAGGAGUUUUAAUCACAGGAUGUAUCCCAGAAAUGCAAAGAACAACAGAGCCUGAUUUGGAAAUGGCACUUGAGCUGCUUGAGAAGCAUGCAUCAAAGAUAAAUCCACUAAAGGCAUUAGAGCUUCUGCCUGAUACAGUUCCUAUAGGUAGAAUCAAGUACUUUUUAGAAGUCAGUUUGCAGGAAAAAUUAAACACUGCAAGAAGGAUACAAGUAUUAAAAGGAUUACUUUACGCUGAACUCUUGCAAGUACAAGAGCAGCGUAUGCAUUAUGAAUCACAGAGCGUUCUUAUGACGGAAUUCAAUAUAUGUCCAGUGUGUAAAAAGAGAUUCGGCAAUCAGAGUGCGUUUGCGAGGUAUCCGAAUGGCGAUAUUGUACAUUAUUCGUGUCAAGAUCGUAAGGCAUAAGCUAUAUCUAGUUAAAAAAUGUAUUUAUAUUAAUUAUUAAGUGAUGUAAAAUGUACAUUGUGACGUCCUUCUGCUUAUAAUAUGUAUAUAAAUGUAUACAUUUUCCAUUUACCUUUCUAUUUAUAUUUGCUGUGAUCUGCUUUUAAAUUUAUUUUUUAUUGUAAUACCAUUUAAUAUUUUUAUCUUUAAGAAGAAAUGUCAAAAAAUUAAUUUAAUUACAUUAUAUAUACAUACAUGUUAUUUUCAAGACACAAUUAUAAACAAUUAAAGAAAUAUUAUUUUUCAAUUCUUCAAUUUCAAACGUUUGAAAAAUAUCAAAUAAAGAUGUUCCAAUAAUUAAUUUUGAAUUAGGGAAUGAUGAAACGUAACGAAAGAACGAAUGCGAUUAUUUAUACUGUACAUGUAUGUUUUACUCUUUUAUUUAGAACUUUCUGCUAUAUUUAAUAUUUCUUGAAUAUUCAAAAUAAAUUUUCUCUCGUAAUUGAAUGGUUGUCAUAUAAAUUUUCGUAAUAAUGUGUAACGGAGAGGAUGGGGCGUGCCCGGUCCAGAAUAUGGGUAAACGGGACUAGUGAUGUCAUAAGCUAUCUUGUAUUCCUACGCCGGCUGUUACAAGGCAGGUACGGUACCGAUACAAGUGCACUUGUAAACGUUUUAAUCAUAUAAAUUUGUGCAAUAAAAGGUCAAAUGUA